Aedes albopictus (Asian tiger mosquito) is the source of this 1328-nucleotide messenger RNA. It is a transcript of the gene Fer1, whose product is annotated as pancreas transcription factor 1 subunit alpha. NCBI's taxonomy places the organism in Eukaryota, Metazoa, Arthropoda, Insecta, Diptera, Culicidae. The record is from RefSeq and is a predicted model, not a curated record. The transcript is spliced from 3 exons. Gene Ontology annotation, biological process: developmental process; regulation of transcription by RNA polymerase II. Gene Ontology annotation, molecular function: DNA-binding transcription factor activity, RNA polymerase II-specific; protein dimerization activity; RNA polymerase II transcription regulatory region sequence-specific DNA binding. The coding region runs from base 395 to 1111 and encodes 238 amino acids.
CCUCUCGAUAACAAUUAGUCCUGUUUCGACUGUUCCGCCAGCAACACGUUACCCAUUGUGGCACCGGAAGCCUACCAGUGACGAUAGGAGCGUUAAGCGCCACCGACUAAUAGACCGCACGUGGCUUUCGUGGGAAAUUGUCGUCACAGAUUUGUAAGCUCCGCCGGCCGACGGGAAGAUGGCUAAUCGAAUGGUCAUAUCGUUGUUUGCUAAAGUCACGUGCAGUGCGGCAUUACAGUAGUGAGGAAUGGCACGUGCAAUCAUGUGAAAAUUUAACCGGAAUCAACAGAGUGAAAUUAUCCACUAUCUAGUCAUCGAUUGUGAUAAGUUUAAGAAGUAAUCGUUAAAUUGUAGUGAUUAGUGUAUUAGUGCAUUAUAUAUUGCUUAAGCGAAAAUGUUCUCAAUGGAUACGUUCGAUUUCGAGGCCGUAAUGAGUCGGCAUCUGUUCGAGGGCCCCGCCGUGCAAGCACAUGCACAGCAUCAUCAUCACCAUCAUAGUUUAUUGCAGACGGCCUAUGUAGAUUCCACAACUUCGAAUAGUUCAGAUUACUUUCUGGCCGAUGAUGAAAACACCACCGAUAGCGAUUCGUUUUGUGGAUUCAACAGCGACCAAGAAAACAAUGACGAAAUAAAAGAAAUUUACUCCACCCGAUCGUCAAAGUACCGUCGGCCAAAAUGCGCCUCCCAGCAAGCCCAGCAGCGACAAGCGGCGAACCUCCGCGAGCGCCGCCGCAUGCAAAGCAUCAACGAAGCCUUCGAGGGCCUCCGAACGCACAUCCCAACCCUUCCGUACGAGAAGCGCCUCAGCAAGGUGGACACCCUGAAGCUUGCCAUCAGCUACAUCUCCUUCCUGGGGGAAAUGCUACGGAAGGAUAAAAACGGCAACGAACCGGGCACGGUAAAACGGCCACCCGUGAAGGAACCUCCGAAAAAGUUCAUCGUACGAGGUGGCAGCGGCCAGGUUCACUCCCUUUCGUGGCACCGGAAAGGUGAUCGGCACGCUAAUGGUCGCUAUUUCGCACGGAUCUGGCGACCAGAGGAUCCUCGAAGCAAUCAACGGAACAUCGCAGCUGGCCCAUCGUCCUACACCUCCUCCAAUGGGUUAGUUUAGGCAGGAUGGCGGGCCGUCGUCAUUCGUCACCCCAAAAUUGACGAUACCCCAGAACUAGUCAGACAAUGUGUAAUAAGGCAUGGUUCAUUUAUCAUGGAAAUCAAUCGAUGUGCGUGAAACAAUUCUAGUCGUUUCUUUAAUCUCAUUUAUAUGUUGAAAUAUUGUAAAUAAAUUUUCUUUACUUAAAAUACCAAAGGCGCCGGGUUGCAUCAUUAAU